UCCCCAAAAUAGUGACAGAAAUUCAGUUCAUUGCUUCAAAUCAGUGAGAUCUUAUCUCCUGUAUGUAGGUGGUUUCUAUAUUUGGAAAUGGUUUUGCGCGACAGAUUAGGCUAUGUGUAGGAAAUUCAACUCAUUUGACCCAGUGUACAGUCCCUCAUAAGCAAACGCGCCGACGAUUGAAUUGCGCGCAGGGCGCAAUGAGGGCGCUGAAGAACAGUCUCUCUGUCCAGCGAACAGCUCGCGUCAAGGGUUCUGACGUCACGCCCUUUUAGCACGUGGGUUGUGGCAUUCAGAGUUCCCAUAAACAAAGGCACAUUGCACUCGGGCUCCAGUCUUCCCGUGCAGCCGAAGGAGUAAGGUGCGCAAAGACAUUGGCUCUACAUGCAGACGGAAUUUCUAUCAACAGGAACAGCUACAUGGAUACAUAAUUUGAAACUCUUUUAUAAGCGAUUUGAGAAAAUCAAACGAACGGAGAGACACGCUCUGACAUCUGCCCCUGUUACUGACUUCAGAGAUUGUUCCACGAGAGAUAAAAGUAGCAGGUGUGCGGAGCCAUGCCCUGCGUCCAGGCUCAGUAUGGGACAUCACCUCCAGGAGCCAGCCCUGCAUCUCAGAGUUACAGCUACAGCACCACUGGAGAGUACAACUGCGACUUCCUAACACCGGAGUUUGUCAAGUUUAGCAUGGACCUGACUAAUGCAGAAAUAGCUGUCACUUCCUCGCUCCCCAGUUUCAGCACCUUUGUGGACACUUACAGUUCCAGCUACGACGUAAAGCCCCCCUGUCUGUACCAAAUGUCCCACUCUGGGGAUCAGCUGUCCAUCAAGGUGGAGGAGAUACCCGCACACAGCUACCAUCAGCAGCAGCAUCAUCAUCAGCCCCACCAGGCUGAGGAGAGCCAACCCCAUACUGGACCCAUAUACUAUAAACCAUCCUCCCCAAACAUCUCCCAAUCACCCAAUUUCCCGGCGCCUCCACACCACACGUGGGAAGACAGCGGACCCCUUCACAGUUUUCAUCAGAACUACCUGGCUACUUCACACAUGAUAGACCAGCAGCGUAAAAACGCAAUGUCUAGGUUGCUCUCGUUCAAGCAGUCUCCCGUGGACACGCCGAUGUCAAGCUGUCAGAUGCGCUUUGAUGGAUCUCUGCACGUGUCCAUGGGCCCGGACACCCCGGGUGCGCAUCGUGCGCUGGACAAUUUUGCUUUACCGGGACCCCCAAGGAGACAGCACGCUGUGGGUUUAUCCCAUUCGCUUAACAUCGGACACCCUUUACUGGAAAGCCCGGUGUGCUCACCCCCGGCUAGAGGAUCUCCAUCCAGUGAGGGUUUGUGUGCUGUGUGCGGGGACAACGCAGCUUGCCAGCACUAUGGGGUGCGCACUUGCGAGGGGUGCAAAGGAUUCUUCAAGCGCACGGUGCAGAAAAACGCCAAAUAUGUUUGCCUGGCAAACAAAAACUGUCCCGUGGAUAAAAGACGGCGAAAUCGAUGCCAGUAUUGCCGAUUUCAAAAGUGCCUGGUCGUAGGGAUGGUAAAGGAAGUUGUGAGAACAGCCAGUUUAAAAGGACGAAGAGGUCGCCUCCCCUCCAAACCUAAAAGCCCUCAGGACAUUCCAGUCUCUAUGACACACGUCAGCCUCCUGAACGCCCUGGUGAGAGCGCACAUAGACUCCAACCCUUCUAUGGCCAGACUGGACUACUCUAAAUUUCAGGCGAGUCCAGAGUAUCAUCGUGGAGGAGACGAAUCUCUGCACAUUCAGCAGUUCUACGAUCUUCUCACUGCUUCAAUGAGCAUCAUUCGCGGAUGGGCCGAAAAAAUCCCCGGAUUUACUGACCUGCCCAAAUGCGACCAAGAACUGCUUUUCGAGUCAGCCUUCCUUGAACUUUUUGUGCUGCGUCUGGCUUACAGAUCUAACGUGACAGAGGACAAACUUAUUUUUUGCAAUGGAGUGGUUUUACACAAACUGCAGUGCGUGCGAGGCUUUGGGGAGUGGAUCGACUCUAUCGUCGAGUUUUCUUCCAACCUUCAGAACAUGAGUUUAGACGUCUCUGCCUUCUCCUGCAUAGCUGCUCUCACCAUAGUUACAGAGAGACACGGACUAAGAGAGCUCAAGAAAACAGAGGACCUUCAAAACAAGCUCAUAAACUGUCUGAAGGAUCAGGUGUCCUGCAGUGGAGAGUUGUCUAAACUGUUGGAGAAGCUGCCGGAGGUGCGCGCGCUGUGCACGCAGGGACUGCAGCGCAUCUUUUACUUGAAGCUGGAGGAUUUGGUUCCCACGCCUGCGAUCAUUGACAAACUCUUUCACGAUAGCUUACCGUUCUGAAAACAACCGAGCAGACUCUUACAACCGUCACGAUUUCUUCAUGUGGCGGACUUGAACUGAUAUUGCCGGAUGAUAUUUUUAUUUUAUUUUUUAAGCUUGAAGCA
Molecule: messenger RNA, 2428 nt
Organism: Carassius carassius (crucian carp)
Lineage: Eukaryota; Metazoa; Chordata; Actinopteri; Cypriniformes; Cyprinidae
Product: nuclear receptor subfamily 4 group A member 2-like
Exons: 8
Coding region: 555-2324 (589 amino acids)
Biological process (GO): cellular response to corticotropin-releasing hormone stimulus; dopaminergic neuron differentiation; central nervous system neuron differentiation
Cellular component (GO): nucleus; transcription regulator complex
Molecular function (GO): nuclear receptor activity; RNA polymerase II cis-regulatory region sequence-specific DNA binding; zinc ion binding
Source: RefSeq, a predicted model, not a curated record